AAUAUAUCCAUAGGUAAGUUGGUCUACGUGGCGGCACUUCAAUAUAUGUGCGCAUUACGCACGCCACCUCUUUUCUUUUCACUUUCUCGGCGUUUGUUUUCUCAUCUGCCAAACACUCCCCAAUCUAUCAUCCAACUUUCCAAAUCUCAAUCUCAAUUUUACUAGAUUGACACUGUCACUGCCCAGUAAUCUUCUUAGCUUAAUACCCAUCAACGUAUUUCCCUCAAAACCCUAAAAAGAAUUAGAAAUCAUAUGAAUUGAUAAAAUUUUAAAAAUGUCAGUGGAAAAAUCAUUUGAAGCAUGGGAGGAGGUGCAGAGGCAAGGGCAGGACCUAGCGGACCGGCUGGCGCAAGGAUUUUCAGGUUUGAUACAAUCCCACCCACCUGUUUUUCCCUGGCCAAACCCUCAAAAAUCCAAUAUUUUCGAUUUAGAGUUCCCAGUUGGAAAAAUAGAUAAUUUUGGGGUAAUAGCUGACAAUUUAAAUGGAAUAAAUGGGAUUUUUGAUAUGGGAAAUCGGUUUAUUGGACAAGCCGGGGCUGAUUUGGGGGCUUGUGUAGAUGGGUUGGUGCAGCAGUUUUUUAGGAAGUUACCUUUUCCUUUUGGGCACCAUGAAGGUGGUGGUGCUGCUGGUAUGGAGGUGGUGAGGGUGGAUCGUAAAAGGAGUGAUGCGGCGGGUCUGAGUUUGGAGGGUGAGUUGGGUUUGGUGAGUGAGAGGCUGAGGGAUUAUGGGUUUGUUGAUAAUGAUAUUGGUAAGGUGCAAGAAUCCUCAGCUGAUGAAAUUGGUGGCUUUAAUUUGACUGCUGCUGGGCAUCCUGGUAAACCACAGGGGGUCAUGAAUAUUACAUCAACUUAUGACAGUAGAACUCACAACAUUGAGAGUUCUUUGGUUGCACGAGGAGAUUUAUGGAGAGUCGAGGCAUCACAAGGCGGUUCCACCUCCACAUCAGGACAUGACAAUUCGUCUCUCUUCCUCAUUCAGCUUGGACCAGUACUUUUUGUUCGCGAUUCAACACUUCUUUUACCUGUUCAUCUAUCAAAACAACACCUGCUUUGGUACGGCUAUGAUAGGAAGAAUGGAAUUCAUUCUCUAUGUCCUGCUGUCUGGUCAAAGCAUAGAAGAUGGCUGUUUAUGUCAAUGUUCUGUCUCAAUCCAUUAGCCUGUUCAUUCAUGGAUGUGCAAUUUCCAAAUGGUCAGUUUACCUAUGUGUCAGGUGAGGGACUGACUACCAGUGCUUUUUUACCAGUUUGUGGGGGACUUCUCCAAGUUCAGGGUCAAUGUCCAGGGGAAAUGAGAUUUAGCUUCUCUCAUAAGAACAAGUGGGGUACUCGCAUUACUCCAAUGGUUCAGUGGCCUGACAAAUCAUUUACAUUAGGUUUGGCACAAGCAUUAGCAUGGCAGAGAUCAGGUUUAAUGGUGAGGCCAACAGUUCAAUUCAGUUUGUGUCCAACUUUUGGAGGAAGCAAUCCUGGGUUGCGGGCAGAACUUAUUCAUUCAAUGAAUGAGAAAAUGAACAUGAUCUGCGGCUGUGCAGUCACGGCACACCCUUCCCUUUUUGCAUCAUUAUCUAUUGGACGGUCCAAGUGGAAUGGUAAUGUCGGGAAAUCUGGAGUAGUUCUUCGACUUGAUACCCCUCUCUCCAAUGUCGGGCAACCAUCAUUUUCUGUUCAAAUAAAUAGUGGUAUUGAGUUUUGAAUUUCUGGUAGUAGAAAUGUUGCAACACAAGUGUAUAUAGUCUUCUGACCAUGAAAACACCACAUGUGAAUAUUCUGACCAAUCUUAUUACAUUAUAGACUCCUGUACUAGGCUUUUGUUUAUACCCUUUUAAUGUUUUUGUCAUCAAGAAGCCAUAGUAGGCUGGGGUUGUAAAUUUUGAAUUGAUCGUGAAUUGUUAUGACUUAAACAAGUAACUGAAUUUUCUGUGAUA
Mercurialis annua (annual mercury) is the source of this 1925-nucleotide messenger RNA. RefSeq lists its product as uncharacterized. The transcript has 7 exons. The record is from RefSeq and is a predicted model, not a curated record. Bases 275 to 1693 code for a protein of 472 amino acids. Lineage: Eukaryota; Viridiplantae; Streptophyta; Magnoliopsida; Malpighiales; Euphorbiaceae.